AUGGAUGAAAAGUUUGUGAUCCUGGUACAGAAGGUCCCCCCUGGUUUCCAGCUGACUGUCCAUGCCUCCUACCAGUGUGAAGACGGACACAGCUGGGAAGCAUUUGGUCACUACACAGCUGAUGCCAGCGGGACUCUCAGCUGUGUGGUGUGUAUUGGUGGGAGUCAUGUGCAGCCGGCAGACGGAAGUGUGGAGCAAGUACUGAAAUAUAUGCAUAAAAAUUCUGAGAAGACUCGUUUCAGUGAGAAGAAUGAGAUGAUCUGGCGAGAUCUGCUGCUGCCCAUCCCCACUGACCCCUCACUCAAAGUGGAUGUGGGACGACUCCAGUGUCCUCUGAUGCUGGUUGCAUGUGAGGACGAUCAGAACUGGCCUGCCCCUGAGUCUGCAAAGGAUAUGAAGGAGAUGAUGGAGCGAGCAGGGAACAGCCACCUGCUGACUGUCCUGUCGUACCCGAAGGCAGGUCACCUGAUCGAACCACCAUACACGCCACACGCCAGAGUCAGCAUGUUCAAAACAGUGGGAAAACGUGAGAAGUUGAUGGUUCUGUGGGGCGGAGAGACGGUGGAACAUUCUCGUGCUCAGGAAGACGCCUGGAGGAAAAUGCUGGUAUUUCUGACGGAGAAUCUGUUUCCCACCU
Stegastes partitus (bicolor damselfish) is the source of this 637-nucleotide messenger RNA. Its product is annotated as acyl-coenzyme A thioesterase 4-like. Lineage: Eukaryota; Metazoa; Chordata; Actinopteri; Pomacentridae. Gene Ontology annotation, biological process: fatty acid metabolic process; acyl-CoA metabolic process. The transcript has 6 exons. Gene Ontology annotation, molecular function: fatty acyl-CoA hydrolase activity. The annotation marks the transcript as partial. The record is from RefSeq and is a predicted model, not a curated record.